Messenger RNA from Cladophialophora immunda, 4524 nucleotides. RefSeq lists its product as uncharacterized. Gene Ontology annotation, biological process: siRNA processing. Gene Ontology annotation, cellular component: RISC complex; nucleus; cytoplasm. Gene Ontology annotation, molecular function: ATP binding; ribonuclease III activity; RNA binding. The record is from RefSeq and is a predicted model, not a curated record. The coding region runs from base 216 to 4373 and encodes 1385 amino acids. NCBI's taxonomy places the organism in Eukaryota, Fungi, Ascomycota, Eurotiomycetes, Chaetothyriales, Herpotrichiellaceae. The transcript has 7 exons.
GUUUUCCAAGAAUUGACGGCCAGAGGAUCAGGAAGAAGCUCAGGAAGACGAGGUGCAGCUUCAGGCUUUGACUCUUUGUACCCCGCCGCGGGGUAGGACACGUGGCUGUCUGCGUAAGGCUGAAUGCGGUGAGACCGCACAAUGGAUAUUGUAGGUGACAAAGAACACCUCCGAACCGAACCAUCUUCUUUGAUCAGCUUUCCCACCAAAGCAAAAUGGAGUCUCCUGGGCGGCAGUAUCGACCGCGUGGCUAUCAGCUGGAGAUGCUGGAGCAGAGCCUUGCCCAGAAUAUCAUUGCAGUGAUGGAUACAGGGAGCGGCAAGACUCAAAUAGCAAUCCUUCGAAUUCAGGAAGAGCUCGAGCGCUGUUCUCAGGACAAGCUUGUUUGGUUUCUCGCGCCUACAGUGGCCUUGUGCACUCAACAGCACGAGGUCAUGCUAUCCCAAUUGCCAGCUGCGAGGACGAAACUGCUGCUCGGUGCCGACAAUGUCGACCGCUGGAGCGAACAGAGAAUUUGGGACGCGGCAUUGAGUGGUGUGCAGAUUGUGGUCUCAACGCAUGCCGUCCUCCUCGACGCCCUUGCGCAUGGCUUUGUCCAGAUGACGAGGCUGGCUCUGUUGGUGUUCGACGAAGCCCAUCACUGCCGCAAAAAACACCCGGCGAACAGGAUCAUGGAGGAUUUCUACCAUCCGAAAAAGCUGCGCUUUGGUCCAGACUCGGUGCCUCACAUUCUGGGUCUGACCGCCAGUCCAAUAGUGAAAUCGAAGCGCAAGGAAUUAGACGCCCUAGAAAAGAACCUGGAUGCGACUUGUCGCUCCCCUCGCGUGCAAAGAGACGAGAUGUUGCAAUUUGUCCACAGGCCUGUCCUGAAAACAAUAAAAUACGAGUCCACCACUCUAACCGCAAGUCCACUCCAAAGUACGGCGCUGUUGCUUCUGGGCAGAAUAGGUCGAAAGCUCGUUACCCACUGGGACGACUUCACAGCUCCCGAUCCGCUAAACCUUGGAACACGUCUUCCAGCCGGCGGUCACGAGGAGCAAUUGGUCAGAUUCAAGAGAAGAGCCGACCAUAUCUAUGAAGAACUCGGACCGUGGGCUGCCGAUUACUUCAUUAUACAAUCUAUCAAGGCACUGAGCGAAAGCUUCCACGCCCAGCAUGAAUACCUCCUUGGGUUCGCCCCCGCCGAGAAGACCAAGCUAAUCGAGAUACUUGGUCCGAUGUCAUCGUUCAUGUUAAGUAGGACUGCCAACGCCGAGGACAACAUGCUCAUCUCUCCAAAGGCUGAGAGCCUGAUACAAUUUCUUGCUGAACAAGAUGCCGAAAGAUGUUCUGGGCUCGUGUUUGUCAAACAGCGUGCUACCGUCAGUGUAUUAAACGCUCUGCUCUCACGGCACGCGCAGACGAAGAACAUAUUUCGAUGCACGACAUUCGUGGGACUGUCGAACAGCGGUAAGAAGCGAUACUCCAUGGCUGAACUGCUGGACUUGAAAGCACAGCGUGAGGCAUUGACCGAACUGAGGGCUAAAGUUAAGAACCUUAUCAUCGCAACGGAUGUCCUGGAAGAAGGCAUCGAUGUCACCGCCUGCAACCUGGUGGUCUGUUUCGAUGUCCCCGCAAACCUCAAAUCAUUCUUGCAGCGAAGGGGGAGGGCUAGGCAGGAGCAAUCUACCUUCGCCAUUCUGGUGGACAGCAAGGUUGAGGGCAAAGAUAAAGUCCCGCUCUGGCAGCAGCUCGAAGCCGACAUGAUUCGACUCUAUCAAGAUGAGAGCAGAUUGGCCCAGACCUGCUUAGUGGAAGACCAGGAGCCUGAGGAGAAGGUCCCGUUUGUGAUCGCCGUUCCCUCCACAGGGGCAAGACUGACUAUUGACAUGGUAAUGGGACGUCUUUAUCACUUCUGCUCCAAGCUACCUCCGCAGCCUUACGUCGAUCACCAGCCUACCUUUAGCAUCACUCAAGACCCGCGGACGGGCCUAUUCACGGCGACUGUGACCCUUCCUAGUUGUAUUAAUGCUUCCGUGCGGCAAGCACACGGAUGCACAGCAUGGCAAACUAAGCAGGCGGCGAGGAAAGAUGCCGCCUUUCAAGCUUACCAGGCACUGUUUGACGCGGGUUUGUUGAACGAUAACCUUCUUCCUCUCACAGAUGAAAGUACAUUGGCGGCUGAUCAAGUCAAUCAUCUCCCGCCAGUAGUGGAAGUCAACGCACAGUUUGACCCCUGGUUUGAACAGGCUCAGGCUUGGACGGCCCCCGACCUGCACAGAACUGAUGUCAUUUUCCAGGCGCAGAGCACAGACGGCGGCAGCACCGUAACUGUGUUCGAAUAUUCUCUGACGACGCCGUCAAAAAUACCGUUGAUACAACCCAUCAAGAUGUUCUGCGACGAGAGCGUCAAUGUCAUAAUCAGACUGGGGAAACCGAGGAAAAUAGGCUCUCUGACACCCGACGCUGUGGAUGACAUGAGGCAAGCGACAGACCUCCUACGGCGAGCAGUUCACUCUGAUCGCCUCCCAGACCGUGGAAAUGACUUCGUUGCACUGUUCACGCCCAAUGUCGAAGACGGAGGUGUAGCGAAAUGGCUGGCAUUGAACCAGGCGCGAAGGUUGGCCUUGGAUCAUUUCAGCACAGACCUACCCUGCCGGGGCUUUGUACGAACUCCUUCAUUGUCCGGUCAGCCGUUCAUCUUCCGCGCCUGGCAUGUGCAGGUGAUUUCUCCACAAGAAUCCAUUGUCGAGGUCGAGUGCACGGCGCUGUUGAGACGACGGCACUUUCUCCGUCCGGCCACGCUGUCCACGGGCUUUCCUUCGGAUGCUGAGGGUCGAACCCAACGAUUCCCGGCAAAAGAUGCGACCGUUGACGCCCUGGACAUUAAUUCGGCUUUAUUCGGCCUCUUCAUUCCCGCCGUGCUCCAGUUUUUGGAGGUAUAUCUAGUUGCACAGGAACUGUGCACGACCGUUCUCCGUUCAGUCUCCGUUACUAACAUCGGACUGGUCGUCACGGCGCUCAGCUGUCCUUCGGCGGAGUGGGUCACCAACUAUCAGCGGCUGGAGCAUGUUGGCGACUCGGUCCUCAAGUUCAUUGUUAGUCGGCAGCUCUUCCUCGACCAUCCUGGCUUCCACGAGGGCUACCUCUCGCAUUCGCGGGCCAAGAUAACGUCCAACAACACUCUCGCCCAUGCGGCAAUCCGAACUGGCCUAGACGCCUUCAUCAUCGCCGACGCCGUGCGCAUGGGGCCAGACCGCUAUCCUCGCAUAUCCAGCAUGAGGACUGGGCCUCGUCCAAAGCAGGGAAGACGCCUCAGCUCAAAGGUCCUGGCGGACGUGGUCGAAGCUUUGAUUGGAGCCGCAUAUGUUGACGGAGGGAUCGACCUAGCCGGUGCCUGCAUCAACACCUUCCUGCCCAACUUGCGCCCUCUUGAGGCGCUGUCCAGUUUCGAAGCCAAUCGUCCCGGCGCCGGCGCCACUGAUUUGACAAACUUUGUCGUCAAAGCGGAGAAUAUCCUGCGAUACCGGUUCCUCCGCAAGGAUCUCUUGCUCGAGGCUCUGACCCACCCCACCUGCGAGAGAGACGUGCACACGGAAUCCUACCAGCGGCUGGAAUUCCUCGGCGAUGCCGUGUUGGACAUGUUGGUUGUCUCCCACCUGGCCCAGCUGGACCUCGCCCAGGGCGACAUGACUCGAAUCAAGGCCGCCAUCGUCAACGGCGCCCUGCUCGGCUUCUUUUGCCUCGAACUGUCCUCGGACGAAGACGUCGUCUCCAUUGAAGAAGACAGGCGGCCCAGCGGCGAGGGGAAGGGUGUGUUCAGCAGCACGGUGCGCCGCGAGCGACGACACCUGUGGGCGCACAUGCGGUUCCACAGCCCGGAGGUCGCGCUGGCCCGGGAGCGCAGUCUCGAGCGCUACCGAGAGCACCGGGCCGCCAUUCGAACCUCGCUGGCAACAGAGCCGCUCUACCCGUGGGCCGAGCUCGCGCGGCUGAGGCCGGAGAAAUUCCUCUCCGACAUCAUCGAAAGUGUCAUCGGCGCCAUCUUCGUCGACUCGCACGGCGAGCUGGAGCCGUGCGAGCGCUUCCUGGAGCGGCUCGGCAUCUGGGACUACCUGCGGCGUGUUUGUGCGCAGCCCGUCGACACCGAACAUCCGAGGUCAGCCCUCGUUCGUCUUGUCGGGGCGCCCGCAUCCAUCAAAUACGUCACUGAAGUCGACGGGUAUGGCCCCGCGGGGGACAAGUUGUACCGCUGCACAGUGAGUGUGGAUGGAGAAGUCGUCGCCGAGGUGCGUGAGGUCGCGUCCUCGGACGACGCUGCGACCAUUGCGGCCGCGAUGGCGAGGCAAGAGAUCCUUGCCGGAAGAAAUACCACGGCAAAUGCUACAGACUGACGGUGCUGGAGCUUUUGGUUUUGUUUGCAAAAGGGGUUGCACGGGGACGUGCCAGGGACCGGCUAUCACGACUAUAAUGAGGAACUCGAUAUCACGCUCACAGGCUAUCACGCUAUAACGAGAAACUGGAUAUCACGACUGUAACGACGAA